AUGGCCGAAAUCCGUGAAAUAUCAGACUUCUUUGGGAUUGCAGCUGCCGCCGAAGCCGCCAUCGCAGCCGCACCCGUUGAGGCCGAGAGCCAAUCAGCCGCGCCAGAGAGCUCCAACAGGCUCAGUCAAAGGCGCCCAGUGACCCCAGCGGCUCCCGCGACUCACCCGCAACUGACCAGCGGUAAGCUGAUUCGGGUUCUUAAGCUCUCGCCGGGCUGCUACGAUGACCCGAUCCACGGAGUCAUGGAACUGGCCGACCUCGACAAGUCGCCCCGGUACGACGCCUUGUCGUACACCUGGGCCGACGAGCACGGCAGCCGCGCGCUCAGCCACGGGAUCUUCCUCGGGCCAGAGUGGCGCUACUUCCCCGUCACCAUCAACUGCGCUGCUGCCCUGCGCCGCCUCCGCCAUAGGCAGGUGAAGUCCCGGCGCAUCUGGAUCGACUCGAUCUGCAUUGACCAGAGCAACGUGCAGGAGAGGUCGUACCAGGUGGGCCUGAUGAGCAUCAUAUACUCCAGAGCUGGCUCCGUCAUCAUGUACGUCGGCGAGCACAGCUGCGGGCGCGACGUGCAUGGCAACCGGUUCAUGACCCUUGUCCGAGAGGCCCGCGAGGGGUACAGCAUCGCCACAGAGGUCUCCGGCUCCGACCGGUGGGCAGCGCCGCACUUCUUCCAACGGCCCUACUUCUCACGCAUCUGGAUCAUCCAGGAGGUGGCCCUGUCGCGGUCGGCGCACGUAUGCUGCGGGCCCGACGUCCUCCCUUGGUCCAAGUUUCGGCCCCAGCGGUUGAAGCUUGCCGGGGUUGAGAAAUCACACAUCCCGUCGUGGACGGACCUUACUUCGGUGCCCAAGGCGGAGCGAUCCUGGGAUGUCAAGGACUUCCCCAAGAUCCUUUUCGCCACCUCUCAGUGCAGGAGCGCAGAUCCACGAGACAGGAUCUUUGGCCUCCUGGGGCUUUUUGAGGGCAGCGAGGAUGCAAAUGAAACGCAGCUGCAAGCCGACUAUUCCAUCUCGACGGAGGAGACUUUCAUCGGGACCGCGGCCUUUCUCCUCAACGAGCUGGGCCUAGACUACAUGCUAAAGCUAUCGAAUAUCCGGCCGAGAGAAUACGUAGCAAGCCUGCCCUCCUGGGUGCCAACGUGGACCCAAAAGCCUUCCGAUCUGAGCUGCAUGGACCCCUCGGAGAAGUUGCUGAGUGAGGAACAGCUCAAGCACUAUUUCUGGUCACGCGAGGCGGGAAGCCUUGUUGCCACUUUGGCACCACGCCAGUAUACUUCCAAAUCGUUCCCUGAUAUAGACUUGGACUUCUAUGGAGUUGACAACGAGUCCGGCGGGCUCGUGAUAACUGGGGUCGAGGUGCUAAACAGCUCCAUGUUCCAGUCCUGCAGUGCCAUAUCCAGCAGCAGCGGGGUGAACUUUCAUUACUAUGAUCUCCCCAAGCCGGGAUACAAAGUCGGGGUCCUUCCCCGGUACGACCAGAACAAGCAGGGGAAAUACGACUGGUUCCCAUACCUGCCUGAAGAUCGACUUCUUCCUCGAGACUGUGUUGUUGCUGUUCGAGGGUGUGAUGAACUCCUCCACUUGAGACCCAAGUUGGGCGACUACUUCGAAAUCGUUGGCACUUGCGCCAUGGCUAUGAUCGUGCCUGCAGGCUCUGAGAUGGGCUCCGAGGCUCUGACGGAUGAUAUCGUCAGGGUUAUAUUGUCCAAAACUAAAGUUCCACGUCGAUAUGUACUCAUCUGA
Molecule: messenger RNA, 1743 nt
Organism: Thyridium curvatum
Lineage: Eukaryota; Fungi; Ascomycota; Sordariomycetes; Thyridiales; Thyridiaceae
Exons: 3
Coding region: 1-1743 (580 amino acids)
Source: RefSeq, a predicted model, not a curated record